GACGGAAACUCUUCGCUUCGCAUCAAGCCAAUUAGGGUUUCGUUUCUCCCAAAUUCUAUUCCAUUUCCUUUCUUUUCAAGAGUACUCUAAAAAUGCAGAGAAACAAUGGUGGUGGCGGUCAUCUUUUCUUCAAUUUUGGUGACCCUUUCAGGGGUUUUGGGGGAUUUGGCAGUUUUGCAGGUCCUAUGAACUUGACGUCCAGUUUGUUCAUUGGAAGGGACCCUUUUGAUGAUCCUUUCUUUACACGUCCUUCUGGAGGCAGGUUCGGCUCAAGCUUCUUCAGUCCAGGUGGAAGUCCUUUUGCAGACAUGAAUUCACCUGCAUUUAUUGAGGAUCAGCCUCCAGAACCUAUGAAAUCAAGGGGGUUUAUCAUUGAGGAACUAAACUCUGAUGAAGAAAAAGAAGAAUCGGGUAAAGAGAAGAAUAAAAAUCCUAGAAAGCAUUGUAGGUUAAUUAGUGGAGCUUAUGUUGAAGAUCCAGAUGAUGCAGCUGAAGAGAAAAGGAACAAGCGUUUGCAGUAUAGGAAAUAGCAGAAUAGGUUCUACAAUAAUCAGCAGCAGCCUCAAGCUAAUAGCUUCACAUUCCACAGCUCCACCAUCACUUAUGGGGGCACAAAUGGAGCUUAUUAUACUUCCUCAAAGACAAGGAGGAGGGGUGGUGAUGGAAUCACCUUUGAAGAAAGCAAAGAAGCUGACACAGCCACAGGGCAAGCAACACACAGGAUUUCUAGGGGAGUUUAGAACAAGGGCCAUUCACUAACAAGGAAGUUAACUUCAACUGGUAGGUGGACACCAUGCAGACAUCACAUAAUCUGAAUGAAGAUGAGCUUCCUAGUUUUUUUAAGAAGCUUGGAAUGGAAAUGCUUGAAUGCAUUUGCCUGGCUGGUCUGGGAAUUUCAGUGGGCAUGAAACCCUUAGUAAGAACUAUUUGGCUUCUCCCUCAUGGAUUAGUUUUUUAUGUCAUAAGUGAGUGGCUCCAUUUUGUCUGGUAAUAGUGGACAUAAACAAGGCUGUGGAAU
Molecule: messenger RNA, 1018 nt
Organism: Rubroshorea leprosula
Lineage: Eukaryota; Viridiplantae; Streptophyta; Magnoliopsida; Malvales; Dipterocarpaceae
Source: the annotation of a GenBank genome assembly